CCCCACCCUACCCCCGGUCGAUACUCGAUCAGACGCCAAGAUUGCUCGGGUUUUUCCUUUUUUCCCGUUCCUCAGGUCCUCCUGCUUUAUCUCGCAGCUCCCUUGUGCCUCAUAAAGCUGCUGCUCGCCGUCUCAUUGUCAGUCCAGUGAAUAAUCAUAAAAAAUGCCUUCACAAAAGAUAGAAACUGGUCAUCAAGAUGUGGUGCACGAUGUGGCUAUGGAUUACUAUGGUAAGCGUGUCGCCACAGCCUCAUCAGACCAUUCAAUUAAGAUUAUUGGGGUGAGCAAUACGGCCUCUCAACAUCUUGCAACCUUAACUGCCCACCAAGGACCUGUUUGGCAGGUGGCCUGGGCUCACCCAAAGUUCGGCCCUUUACUUGCUUCGUGUUCUUAUGAUGGGCGUGUGAUAAUCUGGAAGGAGGGUAAUCAGAAUGAGUGGACCCAAGCCCAUGUCUUUAAUGACCACAAGUCGUCUGUCAAUUCUAUUGCUUGGGCUCCUCAUGAACUGGGUCUCUGUCUAGCAUGUGGUUCUUCUGAUGGAAAUAUAUCAGUUUUCACUGCAAGACCAGAUGGUGGUUGGGACACCUCAAGGAUCGACCAAGCGCACCCGGUUGGUGUAACUUCUGUCUCAUGGGCUCCCUCAAUGGCACCCGGUGCUCUUGUUGGUUCCGGCUUGCUUGAUCCGGUUCAGAAGCUCUGCUCUGGUGGUUGUGAUAAUACUGUGAAGGUGUGGAAGCUCUAUAAUGGGAAUUGGAAGAUGGAUUGCUUUCCAGCUCUUCAGAUGCAUACAGACUGGGUUCGUGAUGUUUCCUGGGCACCCAACUUAGGACUUCCAAAAUCUACAAUUGCUAGUGCCUCGCAGGAUGGCAGAGUUAUUAUAUGGACUGUGGCCAAGGAGGGGGAUCAAUGGGAAGGCAAAGUUUUGAAUGAUUUUAAGACUCCUGUCUGGCGUGUCUCCUGGUCGUUGACAGGUAACAUAUUGGCUGUGGCUGAUGGAAACAACAGUGUGACAUUGUGGAAGGAAGCGGUCGAUGGGGAGUGGCAGCAGGUAACUACAGUUGAGCCAUAAAAACCAUAUUUUGAAACUCAUGCACUUAAAAGUAAUGGUUUCCAUUCUGAUUGUUUUUUCAUUCACGUGUAUUACGUCUUAAUAUUGUAUCGUUACAUAAUCAUGUAAUAUUAGGACCCCUGCUUGAUAUUGUUGAUAGUUUUAAACUGGUAGAUUUUCUCAGAAGCCUAGACUAGCAAGAACUGAAUGUGGCUUAUAGUUUUGUUUUGAAAUUUUCUUUCAAUUUGUUGGUUUUUGGUAAUGGGGGAUUUCUGAUGUUGCUUUUGA
Messenger RNA from Juglans regia (Persian walnut), 1336 nucleotides. Its product is annotated as protein transport protein SEC13 homolog B-like. Gene Ontology annotation, biological process: protein import into nucleus; COPII-coated vesicle budding. The transcript has 2 exons. Gene Ontology annotation, molecular function: protein binding; structural molecule activity. The coding region runs from base 164 to 1069 and encodes 301 amino acids. Gene Ontology annotation, cellular component: COPII vesicle coat; nuclear pore outer ring. NCBI's taxonomy places the organism in Eukaryota, Viridiplantae, Streptophyta, Magnoliopsida, Fagales, Juglandaceae. The record is from RefSeq and is a predicted model, not a curated record.